AUGGCCGUCCUCGGUCUCUCGAUACUGAUAGUUACGUUUUCGUUCUUUUGCUAUAGACAUCCGCCUUCGACGUGGUCUUUUGUGGACUGGUUCCGGGAGAGGAGCGGGGGGAGUGUGAGGACUAUUGGUGAUGCGCGGAUUGGGAGGGGAGAUGCGCUGGGUGCUGGGAGGGAGGAUGAAGGUUUAGGAGGUGAUGGGGUGGAUGGGAAGGGUGUAGAGGGUGUGAAGGUGGAUAUUGGGGGGAUUAGGGAGAAAGGGGAAGAUGGGGAUAAGAGGGCGCCGCCGACGAUGAUAAUACACGAUGCGCCGAGUAUAACGACGUCUACACACGAUGAGAAAGUUCAGGAACCACAGAUCACGACAGAAAGGAAAGGAGAUGAAGAUAGGAAAGCAAUGCCACCACCACCACCACCAACUUCCACAACGAGUUCCCCUCCCACCCCACGAGCUCGCUCCCAUACACCUCAAGAACAGGAUUCGAUACCCUCUUUCACACUAGGCGACGCGAACGAAGACGAAGACGAAGAAGAAGAAGAAGAUCUCAUGCCGCCACCUCAAUUCCCAGCCCUCAACUCGGCGCAGAGAGCUGGUGGUAGUGCAACGAUGACAAAAUCCAUACCAAGACUCUCGCCCAUGGCGCCUCCGCCUCCUCGAGGGACAUCAUCUCUGAUGGCACCCCCUCAACGCGGUGGACCGUUGCCGAAUAGAAACCCCCUCUCUUCAAAGAGCGCAUUUACAAACUCGUCUUCGAAUGCUAGCUCAGGAAUAGCAUCAGGCCUCACACCACCCCCCACCCACACGAUCCCACCCCCCAAGCCCCGAAAAAAAGUCCUCCUAGCACCCGGCCGCUCCCCCCUCGACUGGGCAACCCUCACCUCCUCGCCAACCGCAAACCUCACCGGUUUACCACCGGGGAUGCCGUACCUCAAAGUCCCGCCUUCCCUUUUAAAAGUCAUGAAUGGGAGGAAAGGCAAGGACGCAUGGACGGUACUGGGGGGACGG
Molecule: messenger RNA, 1002 nt
Organism: Hymenoscyphus albidus
Lineage: Eukaryota; Fungi; Ascomycota; Leotiomycetes; Helotiales; Helotiaceae
Source: the annotation of a GenBank genome assembly